AUGAGCGACCGACUGAGGGAUGGCCAAGAGAAAGCGUAUCAAAUAAAAAUCGAUGCGACAAGCGGCACAAAUGACAACUACUCAUUAAACGGUCAAGGGAUCGCCUUUCAGUGCUUUAAAGAGAAGAAUAUCGAGGAGAAAAAGCAGCUGGCGGGUGGCGGAUUCGCGAACACUUAUGUGUGUCGUUUUAAAAAUUCGAGAUUCCUCGUCGUUCUCAAGGAACCGAAACGAAGCGAUUCGCAUGAUCACUGUGAAAUGAUGAGGAAUGAGUACAGGAAACAUUUGUAUGCCGGCGCGGCACAUCAGAAUAUUGUCAGGGCACUCGGCAAGAUGGAGUACGAGGAUGGGAAGAAUCUCGGAAUGGUAUUGGAGUACGUGCCGGAGGGGACAAUGGAGAAUGUGAUCUCAUUGUGGGACGGGAAAAAGACGCGCAUCUGCAUCUACUCCGUUCAUCACAUCAUCGCGUGGAUGAACGAUAUCGUGUCCGCGCUGGUGUACAUGCAUUCGAAUGAGCUGGCACAUUUGGAUUUAACGGCGAACAAUAUUCUGAUGCCGGACAAUUGGCGGAAAGCGAUCAUCGCCGAUUUCGGCAUAUCAAAAUUGCGCGGUAGGCGGUAUCCGAUGGAGAAAAGUGGAAAGCACAAUCAUCACACCGAAUGUCCUAGUGAUUAUGCGGCGCCGGAGGUGAAAAACGGCAAUGGUGAAUACAAGAGUGAUGUCUACAGUUUGGCGAUACUCCUCUGGAAACUCGUUUACCGGCAGCACAGGGCUUUCCCACCGGAACGUCUCAAUCCACUGAAUCGUCCGGAGUGUCCGGAUCUGAUUCCAGAACUGGAGAGUAUCCUGAAAAACUGCUGGGCUCAUGAUCCGAAAAAUCGUUGGACUUCCGGAGUACUCUAUCAAAAAGUUCAUGAUUUUAUGGAAAACCUCUUUCCGGAUACGAAUGACAAACCGAGAAAUGAGAUAAUCGAUCGCUUCGAUUUGAAAGCACCCGAGUGGAGAUCCGAUUACAUUGACGCUGAUCCGAGGGGUACUCGCAAAUCGCAUAAAAUCCACCCGCGUGAGAACAGCUAUGCGCCGAGAAGAGAAGAGCAAAGAUUCGAGAUAAGACCGGAGUACCUUCUACAACAAUACCAACAGCGAAACGAUCAGGAUGAUACCAACACUUAUCAAUCCUGGAAAGGAGACAAAAGAGCGGCGAAUUUCCCCUCAAAUUCCUCGAUUUCGGUGUCGCGAAGCGAUAGCUCGAUCGCCACCUCAUCCUCAUCCUCAACCAAUUUCUCUCAAAUGAUGUCAAGUAGCGAAAGUGAGAUGAGUGGAAUGUCAAGUUAUGGAGAAGAAGAGGAAGAAGGGGAAGAAGGAGAGGAAGAGGAAGAAGAGGAUGAUGAGACGAUUGGAUCGAGUGAAGAGAUAACAGAAGAAGAAGAUGGAAAAGAAGAGGAGAUGAGGAGGAUGAACGGGGGAGAGAAGAGGAAUCUGAAACUCCCAAAUCUCCUCAACGAACAAUACUAUUUGCGAGCAUUUCCAAUCUUACCCCAAAAAACCCCCACGAAUCCGCUCGUCGAGUUCACUGUGCAGCACGUAAACGAUCUAGCGUUAAAUAUCGCGGCGAUUGGCAACGUUCGCGGUAUCUAUUUGUCGUUGUUGACGGGGAUGAAUGAACGGAAAAGUGAGCACGACUCGUAUUUGACGAGAAUCUUCAAGCCCGAUCGGCAGAAAGAGGUUUUCCUUCACAUGAUGAAAUGGAACGCGAAACGGGAUCUCCUUGCCGCUUUAUACGAGUACAAGGAGUGCAAGAGAUUUCAAUUGGUCACAGCGAGAGUCAAUUUCAGACCCGAGCAACGUGACAAUCAGAAGAAACUGCUUCGCAAGGGUGGUUUCCGCUUCGAGGUA
This is a messenger RNA of Mesorhabditis belari, 1893 nucleotides long. Lineage: Eukaryota; Metazoa; Nematoda; Chromadorea; Rhabditida; Rhabditidae. The record is from the annotation of a GenBank genome assembly.